AUGUUCCCGGUGGUGAAGGAGGGCUACCUGAUGAAGCAGACACGUAGCUUCCAGCGCUGGCAGCGCCGCUACUUCCGGCUGCGCGGCCGCACGCUCUACUACGCUAAAGAAAAGGAAAGUCAACUGUGGGACGAGUUCGAGCUGGAGGACGCCACUUUCGCGGAGUGCAGCAUUAACAACGCCAACCAUAGCUUCCAAGUGAUAACAGCGCGACGCAGCGUGGUGCUGUGUGCGGAGAGCCGCGGCGACAUGGAGGCGUGGGCUGGGGCACUACGCGGGGCGUUGCACCGCGAAAGUACCGAUUCUACUGGCAAUCCGAAACGGUAUCUUUUUGUAAUCUCUCGUCAUUAA
Messenger RNA from Papilio polytes (common Mormon), 351 nucleotides. Its product is annotated as diacylglycerol kinase eta-like. Bases 1 to 351 code for a protein of 116 amino acids. Gene Ontology annotation, biological process: regulation of cell differentiation. The record is from RefSeq and is a predicted model, not a curated record. Lineage: Eukaryota; Metazoa; Arthropoda; Insecta; Lepidoptera; Papilionidae. The transcript is spliced from 5 exons. Gene Ontology annotation, cellular component: membrane.